AUGGUGGGGCAGAAGAGCUCAAGGUUCGCCUUCGCCGGCGUUUCGGCAUGGCUGGUAGCAGGAAGUUCAGCUUUCGUGCUCCCAUCGCUGCAGACGGCGAGAACAGCAGCGUUGCCUUCGGCGCCCUCGGCCUCAACCUCUGUCUUUUGCGGCCGACCAGCAGCUGUAGCAUCCUCCCCCAAUGAGGCUACCGCCGCUGGCGCAGGACGGCGGCGCGGCGGCGGGGGGGGGCUGAGGAUGGCCGAAUCCGAGAAGCUCGAAGUGUCCCUGAAGAAGCCCAUGGGCCUCGUGCUCGAGGAAAACGUGGGAGGGUUCGGUGGGCUUAGGGUGAAGGAGGUAGCUGACGGUGGCUCUGCGCAGGAGGAUGGCACCGUGCGUGUCGGUGACCAGCUCUUGGAAGUGCAGGGAGAGAACGUGAAAGGCAUCGAUUUCGACGAGGGCAUGAAGAAGCUCAUGGACGCGCCGGAAGACGGGGUGAAGCUGAAGCUGUUCCGAGGGCUUACCGCCGACCUGUACAACCCCCAGGUCUACUUCGACAUCGAGAUCAAUGGCGAGGACAAGGGCCGUAUCUUGAUGCAGCUGCGGUCGGACGUGGUGCCCAAGACCGCCGAAAACUUCCGGCAGUUGUGCACGGGGGAGGCACCCGACGGCAAGUCUUUCAAGGGCACAAUCUUCCACAGGGUCAUCCCGGGAUUCAUGCUCCAGGGUGGUGACUUCGACAACGCUGACGGCACAGGCGGGUCUUCUAUCUACGGGGCCAAGUUCGAAGACGAGAACUUCAACCUCAAGCACACCGGCCCCGGCGUGCUGAGCAUGGCCAACGCCGGGCCGGGGACCAACGGCAGCCAGUUCUUCAUCUGCGUCGCAAAGACCCCUUGGCUGGACGACAAGCACGUUGUGUUCGGCGAGGUGGUCGACGGCGCCAGGACGGUGAAGGACAUUGAGCUGCUCGGCAGCUCUGGCGGCAAGCCCAGCAAGAAGAUCAAGAUCGUUGACUGCGGCCAGCUUUGAAGCAGGGGCAGAGGAGAUCUGUACCCCUUUUCUCGACAGCUUCUUCUUGUGGAAUUCUAGACAACAAGCGUGACAGACGAUCUCAAAAGGGAUGGAAUUGAGGCGCAGCACAAGCGUCUAGAACCUCAUGUACAUGCCACGCUUGAGUGACACCCCCUGUUGGUGCGUGUUGAUGUUUUAGAAUCGUUUGCAUGAUUUAGGUUGCGUUCUGAGUUGGUGGUGCGGUGCUUAUGAGCUUCUCCCGCAUUGCGUGGGUCCUGCAAUUCAGCUUGAAAGCAAGGUGUCUUGGUUGCUGCCUGUCUAGGCGAUUUUGUUGGACGGAGAAGACCGUGGUCCUGCAAUGCGCGAAGCACUCCGUGUAACUGGUUGCGCGCCGGUCGGAAAUAAAUGUAGGCGCACAUCUAGUCUUCGGAUUCUGGUGCCUGGUCUCUGUGUGCAGC
Molecule: messenger RNA, 1451 nt
Organism: Ectocarpus siliculosus
Lineage: Eukaryota; Phaeophyceae; Ectocarpales; Ectocarpaceae
Source: the annotation of a GenBank genome assembly